CUUUGUUAUAUCAAUUUGUGUUGUUACCAGUAAUUUAUAUAUGCCUUCUGGAUACCACUAGUCGAAUUGUAUUCGAUAGUUAUGUGAUUUCACACCAUAUUUUGAUGACAACAUUUUUUGGAUUCAUGUGUAGUAGUACCAGCUAAGAAGCCAUUUUCAAUGUACACUCUCUAUGUAAGUAAAAGUACCCUGGUACUCUAUUAUGUAAUGUAUAUGCCUAUUAUGUAUUGUAUGCCUGGACGAACAUGAAUCACUGGAUUCACUACCAAGCACAAUGGGACCGUUUCAACUUGGACUUGUGUUCACACUCUGCCUGUAUGCUACUUUGACGGAAUGUGUACUGCAGUGAGCAAUCCUUCAUUAAACUGUCGAUUAAUGAAAACUUCAUUAGAAAACAAUAUCUUAAAACGAGGAUUCCAUACAACCCGAAUAGUACAGCAUCUUUUCAACUAGAGCUACUGCAUGCGGGUGAUGUACAUCCCAACCCCGGACCAGAUCGGGAUCAAGAUGGCACUGUACCAUCUUUUGCCAUUCAUCGUGACCCUCCCCUUCAGCGUAGAAUUCACUACUCUCCAGGGGAACUGUUACAGUGGAGAUCUACAAAGCUUCGACUGUCGUCCGACGUUCGCGAUGUCAUCCAUUCUUUUGGAAUACAACGAAGAAAGACAAGGAGAGGUAGGCGCGGUGGCCGCAGAAGAAACUGUCUCCGACAAUCAAAAGUGUCAAGAUCAUCAUCAUCAUCAUCAUCAUCAUCUCCAAACAUUUUACUUUGUUCCAUGAACGUUCGCUCAGUGCGCAAUAAAUCAGCCCUGAUCCACGACUUCAUCUGCGACAGUAAUGCUGAUCUUAUUACAAUGACAGAAACCUGGCUAACGGACAAUGACUCUACAGUUCUAAAUGAAUUUGUUCCUUCUGGCUAUAAAUUAGUUCAUCAUCCUCGUAGUAUCCGCCGUGGAGGGGGAACUGGACUUGUCUACAGAGAUACCAUCAAUGCUCUUCAAGCCACAGCUGAUGUGCGGCUUGCCGGGACAGGUAGCAGCGAGCGGAUGGGACGGGUAGAGGUCUUCCUCGGCGGAGAAUGGGGGACAGUUUGCGACGAUGACUGGGGUUACGAUGACGCUGAUGUGGUCUGCAGACAGCUGGGCUACCAUGAAGGUGCUUCUGGCUUUACGACUAAUGCCCGGGAAUUCGGCCAAGGCUCAGGAAAUAUCUUCCUCGACGACGUGUCAUGUAAGGGCUAUGAGGAUCGAAUCACCGACUGUGAAGCCCUUUUGAAUACUGUUGGGGAAACCAAUUGUGGCCAUGACGAGGAUGCAGGAGUGAAAUGCCAAGGGUGUACCGUGGACUCGGAUUGCGAGCAGGAUGGAAUUUGUAAUGUGGAUAUGUACUGCGCCUGUCAACCUGGGUACUUUGGUGAAAACUGUGAAGACGGGUGUACCGUGGACUCGGAUUGCGAGCAGGAUGGAAUUUGUAAUGAGCAUAAGCUAUGCGACUGUCAACCUGGGUACUAUGGUCCAAACUGUCGAGACGUAAAUAUUUUUACAGACUCAAAACGCCAAUCGGAGGAUGUGGAGUUCUAUCUUAAAAAAGAAGAACAGAUGGCUGCUGAAGAAGAAUCCAAUGACAAAAAGGAGGCUGACUUGAAGAAGAAAGAUUUCCUCCAGGCUCUAUAUGAUCUCCUGGCCGAACUCAAUGACAAAUAGAUGAUAUAAGGCAGCGGACACACUGAACUUGGAGAGGACUUGGAGCUUAGAUAUGGAGAGGCUUUUUUCUGCACGUUCGCUCGGCCGUUUAUUCAUUCACGGUUGGGUCUGGACGAGCAGAGACUAUGAGUGAUGUCACUUCAUAUUGAAAGGUGUGACGCGUGACCGUUACAGCGGAGUCGAAAAGUACCCUUUAUUUUGCAUACUUCCAAGAACAUUUUCCCCACAAAUAUAGAAAACAUGAUCCCUUUUGCACAAGAGCUGGUACAAAGAUUAAGCUCUAGAUGAAAUCCUUAUGUUUAGUUUAUCGAGUACACAGUAACAUAAAGUAGCCCCCUCUAGCCUGUUAUUGAGAAGAAAGAACAAUAUACGCAUUCACAUGUUUGUGAACAAAUAUCACCCCUUUUCAUCAAUUUCCGUUUUCUUAACAAACAAAAUCCCUUUUUCAAAUCCGCAAACAUUCCCGUCAACUACCUAUUUAACGCGAAAUUUCUAAUUAUCAUGUCCCACACACGAUAUCAAUAGGAAGUGAUACCACCGCGUAGAGCCUCAGCACAUUUUGACAAAAGUUGGAUUCCAAGUCCGUCCCCUGGUCUAUACCCCCAAAAUGACGAAUUUCCUAAAUUUUACUAACUCUAUAUAGGUUUCUAACUACUGUGCUAACUGCUUUAACCCAAAACUUAAUUCCUUUGAAGAGAAACCGUUUUUUUUUUUUUUUAUGAUGACGUUAAAUGUAAUAAGUGUCACUUUUUUGUAUCCCAUAACAUAUAGCUCAGUGAAAACGCGCAGCAAUAUUUCCUUUUUCUGCUGCGGUUUACCGUGUCAUAUCUGAACGAGAUUUUAUUAAAAGAGAGAGAGGGAGAGAGAGAGUGAGAAAAAAAAUAUCAAAGAUUCAGGAUUCUUAAUCCAUCGGGGGGGGGGGGCACAUGUCUCAAAAAGUGCUAACGAGCUCCCUAAAAGCUCCCCCAAAAUUUUCACGUACUUUCUCUCUCUUCUUCUUUCUUUCUCCGUUUCUUUCUGUUUGUUUAAACGUUCAUCUAAAAUCAAACGUUAUCAGCACGGUUUUAUCAUAGCGAUAUUUUUGCUAUAUAGACGAUAUCAUUGUUUACUUUGUAUUUGUAGAGGUUCAUCUCAAACCGACAUGCUUAUAUAACUGAGCAAAGUUUCCUACCCUGUAUUUACGUAUAUAAUCUUUCAUUAAAACAUGAUCUAUGUAUUGCAAGAAGAA
Strongylocentrotus purpuratus (purple sea urchin) is the source of this 2931-nucleotide messenger RNA. RefSeq names its product neurotrypsin-like. Lineage: Eukaryota; Metazoa; Echinodermata; Echinoidea; Camarodonta; Strongylocentrotidae. The record is from RefSeq and is a predicted model, not a curated record. The transcript has 6 exons. Gene Ontology annotation, biological process: cell communication. The coding region runs from base 777 to 1703 and encodes 308 amino acids. Gene Ontology annotation, cellular component: membrane.